CCCCCUGUUGGAGAAGCCUUUUGAUCCUUUUUGUAAUUUGCCUUUGUGAUUUGGUCUCGCUUCGCAGCGACCGAGUCCAUCCGGAGCCAUCCCGCAUCGGUCAGCGCGCUCGGAAGGAGUGCGUUUGGCGCUGCUUGCGCCAGGGCCGAAGCCGGCUAAAGAGGUCGCCAUUACGCCUCCAGCAUCGCUGGAAAGUGCGUCAUGUGGUGCAUGCAAGACAUCUGGAUCGAGAAGAGACACCUUCUUGAAGGAGCUGAGAGGCAACCCUGGUGCCAACCUGACUGCGUUGGCACUGUCAUUGAAGAAGCGCGGCGAGUUAACUCGUGCCGCGGACUUCACCGCGCUGAUUGCUGCGUGCCGUCGGCAGAGCAGCUGGAGCACUGCCAUUGGCUUCCUUGGAGAUGUCUUCCAGAGCCGACUAGACUGCGGGGUUCAAACCCACAGUGCCGUGAUCAGCGCCUGCGAGCGCGCCUCACGGUGGUGGAGGGCGCUGAGACACUUCGAGCAGCUCGAGAGGAUUCGUGUCUUCGAGCUGGAUGUGGUCAUCUUUAGUGCAGCCAUAUCAGCCUGUGAGAAGUCUGGACGUUGGCUGCUGGCGCUGAGCUUCCUUCAGUCGAUGUGCCGUCGACGUGUCUCGCCCAACGAGGUGACGUUUGGCGCCGCGGUGGCUGCCUGUGAGAAAGCUGGGGAAUGGACCUUGGCCAUGACUUUGUUGGCUGCAGCAGGGCAUUGGGGCGUUCAAAGAGGCCUGUUGAUCCACAGCUCCGCUCUGAGCGCCUGCGAGAAAUCCGCUGCCUGGCGCGCGGCCACUGCGUUGGCACGCGGAAGUGGCGGUCGAGCGGGCCUGCAGCUGGAUGUGGUAGCAUUCAGUGCAGAGCUGUCUUGCAAUGAGAAAGCCAACCGGUGGCAAUGCUCCUUCAACAUCAUCACCAGGAUGUCAAGUGGUGGAGUAAGCCCUGGAAUCGUCACCCUGAAUGCAGCGAUGAGUGCCUGCGAAUUGACGGGUCAGUGGCAGAGGGCCGUGGAUGUCUUGUCUCGUCCUCCCGGGCUCCGCACUCCCGACAUCAUCUCUUACAGCACGGCCAUGGCCGGCAGCGGCGCGUCCGGCCAGUGGCCGGCGUCGCUGAACCUGUUCGGCCGCGCGCGAGCGCGGAAGGUGCGGCCCAACGUCAUCACUUGGAACUCAGUGAUCUCCGCCUGUGAGGAGUCUGGGCAAUGGGAGUUGGCUUUGCUGGUCUUCGAUCAGCUGCCAGCCGCCACUGUCAUCGGUGUAAAUGCGGGCAUUGCGGCAGCUGGCCGAGGAGCGCGCUGGCAGUUAGCCUCGCAUUUAGUGGACGUUUUGGAGCGUAGCCCGACCUUGCAGCCGAGCAUCGUCAGUUUUAAUGCUGCAGUGAGCGCCUGUGGAAGCAGCCAGCGGUGGCGCCAAGUCUUGGGCCUUACCAGGGAUCUUUCGAGGUGCUCCUUGCAGCCGGAUGCCAUCUCCAUGAAUUUUGUGGCGGCUUCUUUGGAACGGCGGGGCCAUUGGGUCGGUGCCUCCCAACUUUUAUGGGAAGCUCAACGCUGUGGAGAGAGGCUUCUGGGGCCCGAGGUGGCUACAAUGGGUGUGGCUGUGGAUUCCUCCCAGAGGUUUGGCUCCGCGAGCCGCGCGGUGGGCCUGCUGGGCGGGUUGCAGCAGGAGGCGCCCAGGAAUUUGCGCCAGCUCGAGGGGAGAAAAGGUAGAAGGAGGACAUGAAAUGGACCUCAAGAACAACAGCAAAUAUAUUUUGUGAUAAGUUUCAUCAGAGGCUCUAAGCCUAUAGUGAAGGAUAUGCCUUGCCAUUUGUAGUUAUUUCAUAGGCGGAAGUACUCACCUCAAA
Durusdinium trenchii is the source of this 1856-nucleotide messenger RNA. NCBI's taxonomy places the organism in Eukaryota, Dinophyceae, Suessiales, Symbiodiniaceae. The record is from the annotation of a GenBank genome assembly.